AGACUGACUGUAAUAAUGGCGUGGAACAAAGCUCUGCUGAUCUGCUCUUUGGUGGCCACAGUGGCCACCAAACCACUGGAUGUGGACUGCACUCACCGUCAGGAUUUUCAAACUGUAAGAGGAUGCUGUUCUUAUCCCACAUUAAGAUUCGAGCAGUUUAGAAAACAAUGUGGUAGAUAUAUGCCAACUGGAUCUCCCAAAGUAUCACCGUGCCUUUAUGAAUGCAUCUUCAAUGCAACCAAUAUCCUUAAGGACUCUUUACCAGACUCCGCUAAUACGCGUGCCAUGUUGGAGACACUGCUGGGCAACAACCAGGACUUUGUGGAGGCCUAUCUAGAUGGGAUGAUGAACUGUUCGGAUACCGUGCAGGAUAUGAUGAAGCAUCGAAGACCCCGUCAUUCCGGCGGAACAGAUUACUGCUCACCGGUGGCUGUUUUUUACGGAAUAUGCACCCAGAAGUAUGUCUUCAACAACUGCCCAUCGUCCAGUUGGUCCGGCUCAGAGUCAUGUGAGAUGGCCCGAUUGGAGAACCUCAAUUGCCCGAGUGCGCGGCAAUCACGUGGUGCUCGUGCUGCUAUUCGAAACCUGUGAUCCCUGCAAUUUGCAGUAAUAAAACUUAAAAUGAG
Molecule: messenger RNA, 626 nt
Organism: Drosophila kikkawai
Lineage: Eukaryota; Metazoa; Arthropoda; Insecta; Diptera; Drosophilidae
Gene: Obp50c
Product: Odorant-binding protein 50c
Source: RefSeq, a predicted model, not a curated record